Molecule: messenger RNA, 2055 nt
Organism: Scedosporium apiospermum
Lineage: Eukaryota; Fungi; Ascomycota; Sordariomycetes; Microascales; Microascaceae
Exons: 4
Coding region: 1-2055 (684 amino acids)
Biological process (GO): regulation of transcription by RNA polymerase II
Molecular function (GO): DNA-binding transcription factor activity, RNA polymerase II-specific; RNA polymerase II transcription regulatory region sequence-specific DNA binding
Source: RefSeq, a predicted model, not a curated record
AUGCUCGUUUCUAGGCAUUCUGAUACUGAGCAGAGUCAUUGGUCCUUCAGCAAGUUCGAGACCACUUACCAGAAGCCGACUAGCUCACCACGUAUGUCGAACCACUUCGACGCCCCAUUGUCAACGCAGCCGGACUGGCAGGGGCAGUACUCGUACCUGCCCCCCAGCGAAAACAACAUCUUUUCCCAGUCAUUUGAGUCUGGCAAUGACAACGCUGAGGCUUCCCAGGCUCGCGCCACCACCAAUGGCAACGCCAUAGGCCCGGUGGACAUCAACUCGAAGGAAAGUUCGACACCCGGCCUCGACCACAGACGCGCUAUUGAUCCCCUGGGCCUGCGCUCCGCGAAGACUUCUACGCCUGUAACCGACCAGCAGGAGGUUCCGCAGCAAGACCAGUACGGCCAGAAGCCCUCAGAAUCCGCCCCAGAAGAGUCGCUCGUAUCGACUGAGACACCGGGCCUCACGAUGGCCAUCAACCCUCUCACAACGGUCUCCUCCGCCGGCCAAGGAGCCGAGGCGCAGGCCCCACAACCUAUGGAGGCUUCAGGCCAUAAAGAAGAUGAGGAUGAAGCGAUUGAUGAUGAUGACAUGGGCGGUGCGGAAGGUGGCGAGAGCCAACCACAAACAGCUGCUGAGAGGACGGCUCAAAGGAGGAAAAUGAAGCGUUUCAGGCUUACACACCAGCAAACCCGCUUUCUGAUGAGCGAAUUUGCAAAGCAACCCCAUCCGGACGCUGCCCACCGAGAGAGGUUGUCUCGCGAAAUUCCGGGCCUCAGCCCUCGCCAAGUGCAAGUCUGGUUCCAGAACCGGCGUGCCAAGAUCAAGCGCUUGACAGCCGACGACCGAGACCGUAUGAUGAAGAUGCGGGCGGUUCCGGACGACUUCGACAACGUGGGUGCCCUUCAUUCACCGUACGGAGCCGUUCACGGUCUCGGAACCCCUAUUACUUCUCCUGUUGAUUUCACGACACCUUCCUACACCGAUCACAUGAUGCGAGGCCCGCUGAUGGUGGAUGUGCGACGAGCUGAAGGCGAAGACCAUAUGUCUCCGACAGGUCUUAGCCCUGCUUUUGGUAACAUCGGCUUCAGCGCUUCUGGCACUAUUAGCAACCCAGACAUUCUAUCGCCUCUUUCACCGACGCCUAACGACCGGUACGGGUAUCCCUUGAGCGGGGGGCCAAGGACUUCGAACCCUUACGGAAGACACAAUAGUCUCGAUACCUCGACGAUGCAGAUGCAAAACCGGCAAGGCAUCCGUCCUCUGCAGCCUCUCCAGCUCAGAGAGACCAUGUCUAGGUCGAGGUCCGAUAAUCUCCAGUCCCCCCUACGAUCAAGCAUGUCUUGGAAGGGCGACUCCAUUGAUUACAGCUCCUAUCAGAACCAGCACAACAGCCAAAGCAGGUCUGUGUAUCCGCAGGACCAAAUGAGUGGUACCUCUAGCAGCAUGGGCUAUGAUUCUACCUACUCCACCACAACUGUUCAGUCCCCGACUGCUAUGAGCUACUCCAACGUGCAGUCCAACCCUCAAAGCCGCAAUUCGCGUCUACGAGCGGCGUCUGCUACUCUGCCACUAGGGCUCGACCUUCGUAACCAAUACCGACCCGUGGGCAGCACUCUCCAAUCUCCCGGCGCAUCCACCACGCCUCGGGGAACUACUUCUUCGCAGUAUGGAUCGAACAGUUACACGGCAAGCUUUCCAUCCGCACCUCUGACAGCCCCUAUCGACUUUUCCCUCCCGAGAAGCAACGGCAGCAUGAGAUCUGGUGUGCAAGACUACUCGAUGCCCCAAUUGAGUGCCCCUAUUACCGCCCCUACCGACUUCUCGCAGGCUUUCCAAGCAAGUAUGGCGAGUCCCACAACCAGAACGCCAAUGAGGGACUCAUUUGGCAUCGGCCAUGGACAAGGCCAAGACCAGCGUGGCAGCGACGGGUAUGGUAACGACGACAUUGGCACCACCUCGCUCGCUAGGAAGCGAAGCUUCACUGGUGUCCAGGGAGGGCCAGCUGCCCCAUCGACGGGGACGGCCCCACAGCAUGUAUACGGCAGCACGACUUGA